Molecule: messenger RNA, 1097 nt
Organism: Onychostruthus taczanowskii (white-rumped snowfinch)
Lineage: Eukaryota; Metazoa; Chordata; Aves; Passeriformes; Passeridae
Gene: OVCA2
Product: OVCA2 serine hydrolase domain containing
Exons: 1
Coding region: 78-1055 (325 amino acids)
Biological process (GO): response to retinoic acid
Cellular component (GO): nucleus; cytoplasm
Source: RefSeq, a predicted model, not a curated record
CGCCGCUGCCCUGGGACCGGCAAGGGCAGAGGCGGGGGCGCCGCCGAUGUGAGCGCCACCGGGACCCCCGGAGCGCAAUGGAUGGGGUAUCACCCCGUAACUCGACAACACCACUGCCCGCAAGGACCGAUCCCGGCUGUCGGCGGCGAGUUGCCCUUUGCAAGGCCGGGCCGUGCUGCGGCCCUGCCCGCGGUGGCACCGGGGGUCGCGUCCCGCCGGGGCCGCCCGGCCCUCACCCCCCGCGACCUCCCGCCGGUAAGGGGGCGCGCGUCACUCCGCGAAGGCGCUCCGCUCGCUCUCCUCUCUCCAGCCAAUCAGCGCGCCGCGUUUCGGCGGGAAGGCGGAAGUGGCGCCGCCGGGGCGCGGCCAUGGCGGAGGCGCGGCCGCUGCGGCUGCUGGCGCUGCACGGGUACCGGCAGAGCGCCCGCCGCUUCCGCCAGCGCACCGGCGCGCUCCGCAAGGCCCUGCGCGGCCGCGCCGAGCUGGUGGCCAUCGACGCGCCGCACCGCUUGCCCGCCGGCGCUGAGGACGACCCCGACGGGGAUGACCCCCCCCGCGGCUGGUGGUUCUCCGGGCCCGGCACGUUCGAGGCGGGCGAAGCGGCCGCGGCUCCGGCGGGGCUGGAGGAGUCCCUGUCGGCCGUGGCUGCGGCGCUGGCGGAGCACGGGCCCUUCGACGGGCUGCUGGGCUUCAGCCAGGGCGCGGCGCUGGGCGCCAUGGUGUGCGCGCUGCGGGCCCGCGGCGACCCGCGCUUCCCGGUGGCCUUCGCCGUGCUGGUGGCCGCGUUCGCCAGCCGCGCCCCGGCGCACGGACACUUCUACCGGGAGCCCAUCGCCCUGCCCACGCUGCACGUCGUGGGCGACACGGACGGCGUGAUCGCAGCGGCCCUGAGCAGGGAGCUGGCGCAGUGCUUCGUGGAGCCCGUUGUGCUCACGCACCCCGGCGGGCACUUCAUCCCCGCGGCUGCGGCGCAGAAGAAAGCCUACCUGGAAUUCCUGGAACGCUUCUGCCCCGGGCAGGGCCAGGCCGAGCGCCUAGAGGCUGGGGAGGUUUGAGAACGGGCUCUGUAAUAAAAAAGGGCUCUGGUGAGACACGUG